Adelges cooleyi (spruce gall adelgid) is the source of this 2324-nucleotide messenger RNA. It is a transcript of the gene ecd, whose product is annotated as protein ecdysoneless. Lineage: Eukaryota; Metazoa; Arthropoda; Insecta; Hemiptera; Adelgidae. The record is from RefSeq and is a predicted model, not a curated record. The coding region runs from base 137 to 2209 and encodes 690 amino acids. Gene Ontology annotation, cellular component: nucleus. The transcript is spliced from 12 exons.
UUUAACUCUUUUGCGGCAAUUACAGAAGAAGUAUUUAAACAAUACACGACUAUUUAAAUUUAUUUAUUCAUUGUAAGUGUUAAGUUAGUUAUAAAUUAUAUUAUACAUCAAGAAAACUCAUUCUUUUUACUUUAUUAUGGAUCAAGUUUUGGAAACGGUUAGGGACGACGAUUUCGUUGAAUAUUAUUUGUUCAUUCGACCCGAUGUGAUUCCUAAAGAUUCUGAAGAAAGCGGAAGACACACAAAUGCCUUAAAUGAUAAAGUUUUAGAGCUUGUCGAAGAAUUGUCCAACGAAUAUAUAUGGCACAAAGACCGAUUUAAUUUGAUUCCCAGAUUUUGCCCAGCAAUCGAAUUACGACAGUCGCUUUCACAGUAUUCAAACAAUGAAUUAUUAUCACCACAUCUGUAUGGUGUUACUCAUUAUGGAGAAAAUAUAGAAGACGAAUGGUUCAUUGUAUACUUACUAAGAGAAAUAACUAAAAAGUAUCCAGAACUGAUUGUCCGUGUUAUAGAUUCGGAUGGAGAAUUUCUAUUGAUUGAAGCUGCCGAGUGUUUACCGAAUUGGGCUAAUCCCGAAAACUGUGAUCAGAGGGUUUAUAUUAGUGAAGGCAAUUUGCAUAUCAUUCCAUUAUCUAAUGAGUAUAAAAAAUCAAUAACCAUUACACAAGCUUUAGAUCAAAUUGUCAAGUAUCCUACUGUCACUGUAGCCACAUCAAAAGUAAAUUCUGCCAUAUCAUCUCGUAUUGAAGGAUAUCCUGAAAAAAUAAAAGAGAACCUUCAUCGUUGCCAUGCGUAUAUACCGUUGAGUGUUGCAUAUUUGUUGAAAUAUCAGUCUAGUUUAAUUGCACCGGCUAUUUUAGCAUUUUGUCAUAGAGACCCUUUAGAUAUACGAGCUUGCCGUUUAAUGAAAAAUUUCCCUCCAAAGGAAAGAAUAAUGCGUAGUGUUACUAUGACAAAAUGUUUGUACGCAAUGCUUGUACAACAAAAAUAUACUCCUGAAAGGAAAACCGGUUGGAAUUUGGUAGAAUCAACAGAUCCUCAAUAUAAAGCUCAAAUUUUAGGCAUAAAAAUAGCUUGUGGAUUUGAAAUUUUAGCUUCUCAAGCAAAAUCCACUACCAAUGAUAAUCCUGUAGACUUGACGUACGACAAACGUUGGCAUCAAUAUAAAAUAGCAUUAAAAGAUAAAGGAUAUUUUAAAAAUUUAUAUGAAGGUUCAAAUGGAUACAAGACUUUAGAAGAACAAGCUCGAGAGUACUAUUUAUCGAAUGUAGAUGAAUAUUUGUCUUCACCUUCAAUCGGACAAAGGAUAAAAACUAUUUUAGACCGCAUUACUGAAGAUGAACUUGCCAUUAUAAAACAAGAUAUAAAUGAUCUCGAACCAGCCGAUGAUGAAAAGUGGUUAGAUAUUUCGCCAUCAGAAUUGGAUCGUAUUCUUGAACAAAAAUUUGGAUUGAGUAGCUCCCAACAAUCAUCUGCGUCUGAUUUUGCAUCAUCCUUUACUGAAAAAAUAAAAGGUUUUCUAAAUCGGGCAUCUGACAUAAAUGGUGCAGAAUUUUCUAAAAAUCAUCAAAGUGACGACUCUUCUGAAUCUGAAAACGAUGAAAACGCAGCCAGUGACAAACUAGCCAACAUGCUUAUGUGUGGACCAAAUGUAAUGCAACCAACAAAUGACGAUAAAGACUUAGUCGCUACUAGACAUAAGAAAACCAAAAAAGGUUUACCCAACAAAAGUGUGAAUUUCGAACCCGAAAAAUAUGAAGCUGCUCUUCGAAAUAUACUAGAUUUUAAAAUACCAGAUGACAAUUGGGAUGAAUCGGAUAGCUCUGAAAUGGAUUCGUAUGGAAGUGACUGUGAAGAUUUAAUGCCCAUCGGUCAAUUAGAAAAUCCGUCUGGUCCAAGUAUUUCUAAUUAUAUGGAUCAAAUGGACAAAGAACUUGCUUCCACGUCAUUGGGUAGUAGUUUUAUUAAAAAGUCACCUGGUAAUAUCAAACCAAAGAAAACCGUGAGGAUAGCUCCAACUGCAAAAUGUGAAGAUGAUGACGAUGAUAAUGAUUAUUCCGACGUUGAACAUUUUGAACCUGUUGAUAUUGAUGUAAAUGCUUUUCAAAAUAUACUCCAGUCGUAUCAAGAACAACUUGGCUUACCUGGACCAGCUGGUAAUUUGUUAGGACCAGCCGGUCUAAAUUUAGGACAAGGAUCUCCAAAAUAAUCAUUUGAUUAAUAUUUUUUAAAUAUAUGUAUGUUUAUUCUUUAAUCUAGAAUUUUUAUUCGAUUUUGUCAAACCUUAGUAAUAAUAUUACAAUAAAAAUUUUAGUUAUAUAUUA